Molecule: messenger RNA, 1491 nt
Organism: Adineta steineri
Lineage: Eukaryota; Metazoa; Rotifera; Eurotatoria; Adinetida; Adinetidae
Source: the annotation of a GenBank genome assembly
AUGACUCUAUCAAACAUCCAUCAAAAAAUUCCAAAACGAUAUAUCCUAGGUUUACUUGCUUUUUUCGGUUUCUUUAAUGCAUAUAUGUUACGAUCAAAUUUAUCUAUUGCAAUUAUUUCUAUGGUGAAACCAACAAGACAUAUAACAUCAAAUAAUAACAUAUCCAUAAUACAAUCGGGUGGUUAUACGUGGAAUACAAAAACUCAAGGUUAUAUUCUUUCAGCAUUCUUUUAUAGUUAUACAGCCACACAAAUACCAGCUGGAUUUUUAGCAACAACUUACGGUGGUAAAUUUUUAUUUGGUGGUAGUGUAGGCCUAUGUGCACUUUUAACCUUAUUUACACCAUUAUUUGCGUAUAUGGGACCAACAGCAUUGAUAAUUCUUCGAAUUCUUGAAGGUUUUAGUUCAGGUUUUAUAUAUCCAUCACUUCAUGCUAUGUGGUCUAAAUGGGCACCAAAAGAUGAUAAAUCAAAAUUAGCAACAUUUGCAUUUUCUGGCAGUUAUUUUGGUACAUUGAUAACAAUGUUUUUUGGUGGUAUUAUUGCUGCACAUUGGACUUGGCAAUGGAUAUUCUAUUUAUCAGGAUUAUCGGGAAUCCUAUGGGCAAUUUGUUGGUUUUAUUUGGCUUCUGAAUCACCAUCAACUCAUCCGACUAUAUCAGAAGAAGAAGCUGCAUAUAUUGAAGAAAAUUUAUAUCAUCCUGUUUCACGUAAUUAUUCAAUUCCAUGGAAAGAUAUAUUAACAUCACUUCCGGUAUGGGCUAUUAUAGCAGCACAUUUUGGAACUAAUUGGUGUAUCUAUGUUAUGUUUACAGAAUUACCAACAUUUCUCUCUCGAUCACUUGGCUAUCGAGUUGAUGAGGCUGGAGUAUUAUCAGCAAUACCAUGGUUACCAUUAGCAAUCUUAGUCUAUGUAGCUGGUAUUAUCUCGGAUAGAUUAACACAACAACAUUCCACAGGAUAUGUUCGAAAAUUAAUUAUGUCUAUAUCUUUUAUUGUAAUUUCCUUGGCAUUACUUUUUGUGACUUUAUUAGAUGCAAAUCAUCGUGCUUUAAUUAUCAUAGGUAUUAUAAUUGCAAUUGGUAGUUGUGGUCCAGCAUGGGCUAGUUUUGGUGUUAAUCAUCUUGAUAUCGGAGCACAUUAUGCUGGUAUAUUAAUGGGUUUAUCAAAUUGUGUUGGUUCAACUCCAGGUUUUCUCAUUCCAAUUUUAACAGGUUAUGUUGUUGAAGAUACACAUUUAAAACGUGAAUGGAAUAUUAUAUUUAUUAUUUCAAUAUUAAUUUGUAUAUUAGUGUUAAUGUUUUAUACAUUUUUUGCUUCGGGUGAAUUACAACCAUGGGCAACAGCUAAUACUGAUGAAUAUCAACAUGUUUUAAAUACUCCUAUAGCAUCACGUGAUGUUAGUCAAGGAACUGGUUUAAAUGAAAAUAAUAUUGAUGAUUUAACAGAUCGUUUAAAAGCUGAAAUACAACACGAAAACAAUACCGAGUGA